This is a messenger RNA of Micropterus dolomieu (smallmouth bass), 2024 nucleotides long. RefSeq names its product sterile alpha motif domain-containing protein 1-like. The coding region runs from base 183 to 2009 and encodes 608 amino acids. The transcript has 6 exons. Gene Ontology annotation, molecular function: DNA binding. The record is from RefSeq and is a predicted model, not a curated record. Lineage: Eukaryota; Metazoa; Chordata; Actinopteri; Centrarchiformes; Centrarchidae.
CGGUCCACCUUAAGCGCACAAUGUGGCCAACGAACGCAAGCGUACCAGCCAGGCUUCCGUCCUCAUUCUCCAGCCGGGGAUCGCACUCUGGCUUCCCAGCGUUGACACAGCGUCACUUGUGAAACAACAGAGGGGGGAAAAGACGCACUCGGGCCAAACCCCAUCCGCACCAGCAGGAGAAGAUGUCCGAGCCCAAUAAGUACCGGGAGUGGAUCCUGGAAACAAUCGACUCUCUCCGCUCCAGGAAAGCCCGUCCGGAUCUGGAGAGGAUUUGUCGAAUGGUCCGGAGACGACACGGGUCAGACCCGGACCGAACCAGGACAGAACUGGAAAAACUGAUUCAAGAGCAGACGGUGCUCAAAGUUAGCUACAAGGGGUCCAUCUCGUACCGAAACGCGGCGAAGGUGCAGAGGAAAAGCAGAAAGAAGAGUGAGUUCACGGCUGCUGCUGCUGCUGCUGCUGUCAGCAGCGGCGCGGAGGCAGCGAGGGAGCGGACCAAACACGACCAUCUGAACAACAACGGCGACAGUGCGCACAGCUUCAGCGACCAGGAGGAGGGAGAGGAGGACUCGGAGCCCAGCCCAGAUCCCCACACCCAAACAUCAGCCAGCACCAGCGACAAGAAGCUAAAGCCUGCCUCCAGCCCCAGUAGCGGAAACGGGUGUCUCAGCUGUGGCGCAACAACGGGCUGCGAUGUCGGGAGCGGCUGUACUGAGGAGAAAGCAAGUGCACCGAGCGGCAAGGGAUUAGGACAGCAGGGAGCGGGGCACUGCCCGCCGCCCGGUGUCGGCCAAAGAACAAGCGCACACGACGGCGGUGAUGCCAGCAGGAUAACACCGAGCAAAGCCGAUGCAGUUCGCGGAGGGAAAGAGCCGGGUUUGCCCGGGGCUGACACCCUGAACAAAACUUGCUCAGGGAGCGUCAGAAACCUCCCUCAACAACAGAGACAGAAGCAGGCUGUGCCCCUCAAGCCCAAACUUCGAGUCGGAGGAGGGGGCUCCAAAACAGCGGGGAACCACGCCAACUCCGACCUGGGCGACAGAGUGGUGGCUUCUGUUCGCAGCCUGUCCGAGAGGAGCCUCCGUGGGGGCUCCGCCGCCGCGACCAGAGGCCACAUGAAGCCGCUCGGGCUGAAGGAGAUUUUGGGCUAUCUGAGCAGCCAGGACCGGCUGUCGGAGGAGAAGCUGACCCGAGGCAAAGUCAAAGUGGUCAUGGAGAGAGAGGUGGCGAGGGGAAGGCUGCGCAGGACCCGCUGCGGGAACAUUACUCUUCCUCUGAGGGGGAUGGUGGUGGAGGAGCCGAUGCCGAAGAAUGCGUCCGCUGACAGACUUGUGAAGAGCGCACUGCAGGACAAGCACGCUGGCAAAAAGCCGCCGUCCCCCUCUGUCCAGGAGAAUGAGCCAAUGGAAGCAGCCAGUGGUGAAGAAGAGCAACGGGAAGAGAAUGAGGAAGAGGAGGAGGAGGAUCAUCCCCAGAGCUCUGAUGAGGAGGGAGGACUAUCCCCGGUAACCAUGACAACCGAACCAGAGCUCAUUGAGAAAACCACAGAAGAUGCUGAGAUCCAGACAGUAUCAAAGCAGCAGAGCACCCCGCAGCAGCAGCAGCACGAUGGCAAAGGUGUGCCUACAUGGAUGUCCGGGUCUGACCCCCUUACCAGGACGCCUUGCCCACCUGUUCAGGGAGCUUCCCUGUCACAAUGUGACAGUGCACACUUGGAGGAGAUAGCUGUCGCCCCUGAUCAGCAGCAUAUGGAGGCACAAAAUCAGAUGCAGCACGACAGAAUCAACCAUACCUCCUCAGGCUUUAACAGCCCAGAGUCUAAGACAGAGAUUGGCGUGUCAUCCUGCCUGCUCACACCCACUGCCUCUCCGAGAGACUCCGGCAUGUCUGAGGAACGAGGGAUAAACGGAGGAGUUAGCAUUGAAGGAUCCAACUUUUUUAGCACAAUGAGCCUGGAUGAAGACAAGGCAUGGAGUAAGGAGGCACCACUGGGUGGUUUUUCAGUGUGAAGCAGAUGCAUGUAU